CACUGUUGACCAAGAGCAGCUUCGGGGAUGGAGUAACUUUGUCCACUGUGCACCAACCAUUCCAGAAGACACUUGCAGCAGCCUGUGCCCACAAACAGAUGUCUCCCCUAACUUGCUGCCCAUUCCCCACCACGUCCUGUGAUCCUACAGAAACCGAGCAGCCCCCCCAUCUACUCCAGCCCCGCAGACCAGCACACGCGAUGAUCCCUUUACUGCUCUCGCUUGUAUUCCUGAAAAUGUAGCACUUCCCUGCAGACAUCUGGUGUCACUGUUGUCUCUGGCUAUUCAUCUGUCCUUCUCCGCUCUCUCAUCCUCCGCUUUCUCAUUCUCUCUGUCCCUCCACACCGACAAGGAAGGGAAAAAAAAUAAAAAAAUCUCAUGUGAGAGGCAGAGGGAAGAAGAGAUACCCAGGGAAGAAGCAACUCAUCUCACCUCUGUUUGGUUCCCUCAUUGGAUACCGCUGGCUGGUUUCUUUUUUUGGGAGCAGAAAAGAAAAUUUCGACUUCAUUAUUCUGCCUGACGUAGAGCUUUGGAAGAAGGGAAAAAACAUUGAGAGAUAUCAGUGAGUGUGCAGAUUAAGACGUCUUAAUUCCUUAUUCCCGGAAGGACAAUCUGGGUAUCUAAGCAUAAAAAACAGAAGAGAGAGAAACAAUGAUCAAGAAUGGGGUGUUUUGCUGCCAUUGAAAUGUCUGGUUGAUAUUAUUCACCAUCUACAUCAAGCUUAGACCCCCCCCCCCAAGGGAACAAAUUUCUUGCAAGGAUUCUCGUCCAUGCAAAGGUGUUUCCUUAUAGUAUGGAAGAAUCGGUAUCAGGUCCUUCCUCGCCUUCAACGGCUUGGCAACCAGCCGCACAAUCUCCGAGCUCUAGGAUACAAAGGGGUGACACUGGUGACCUUGGAGUUACAGAACAACAUUCAUCAUUUUCCCAGGAUGCUCCCGCUGCCGAGGAAGGGGGCUCACAAACUGAUUUGGAUGUGCCAUACCCAGACUUGGCCCCAGUGGUAUUCUUCUGCCUCAAACAGACAACAACACUGAGAUACUGGUGCAUCAAAGUGGUUUGUAAUCCGUGGUUCGAGUGUUUGAGCAUGAUGGUAAUCCUCCUGAACUGUGUGACUCUGGGAAUGUUCCAGCCCUGUGAAGAUGUUGACUGUUCCUCUGACCGCUGCCAAAUCCUUCAAGUAUUUGAUGACUUCAUCUUCAUCUUCUUUGCAAUGGAGAUGGUAGUUAAGAUGGUGGCCUUGGGAAUUUUUGGGAAGAAGUGUUACCUUGGAGACACAUGGAAUAGAUUGGAUUUCUUCAUCGUAAUGGCAGGGAUGGUGGAGUACUCCUUGGAUCUCCAGAACAUUAAUUUAUCUGCUAUUCGUACUGUGCGGGUCCUCAGACCUCUGAAGGCCAUCAACAGAGUGCCCAGUAUGAGGAUCCUAGUAAACUUGCUGCUGGAUACAUUGCCUAUGCUGGGGAAUGUCCUUCUUCUGUGUUUUUUUGUCUUCUUCAUAUUCGGAAUCAUUGGUGUACAGCUUUGGGCAGGACUUCUUCGCAAUCGAUGCUUUUUAGAGGAGAACUUUACUAUACAAGGUGAUAUCACAUUACCACCAUAUUAUCAGCCUGAAGAAGAUGACGAAAUGCCAUUUAUCUGUUCAUUAUCUGGUGACAAUGGAAUCAUGGGAUGUCAUGAGAUCCCAGUCCUUAGAGAUCGGGGGCAUGAAUGCUGCUUGGAUAAAGAGGACUUCUAUUACUACAAUUCCAUCCGACAGGAAUUUAAUGUCACCGGCAUGUGUGUCAACUGGAAUCAGUACUACAAUGUUUGUCGCACCAGCAACACCAACCCCCAUAAAGGCGCCAUUAAUUUUGAUAACAUUGGAUAUGCUUGGAUUGUCAUAUUCCAGGUCAUUACAUUGGAGGGCUGGGUAGAGAUCAUGUACUACGUCAUGGAUGCACACUCCUUCUACAACUUCAUCUACUUUAUUCUUCUAAUCAUAGUUGGAUCGUUUUUCAUGAUCAAUUUGUGUCUAGUUGUUAUAGCCACUCAGUUCUCAGAGACCAAGCAAAGAGAACACCAGCUGAUGCAGGAGCAGAGGGCUUUGUACUUAUCCUCUAGCACAGUCGCUAGUUAUGCCGAGCCUGGGGACUGCUACGAGGAGAUAUUUCAAUAUGUCUGCCACAUCCUCCGAAAGGCCAAGCGUCGUACAGUCGGAUUUUACACCAACCUUCAAAGCAGAAGACAGAGUCGAAUUGAGCUCAACAGCACUAAGCUGGGUAUCAAUGGAAAAGAACAGCACCAGUUGUGGGUUUGUCAAAAGCACAGUCAAUUGGAUUAUACCCCUCAUGCCAUUGUACAGCCCAUUGCAAUGACAUUAACAUCUGACCUUUCAAACUGCCCUCAAUGUACCAAGGGUCACUGGGAUGAUGGACGGAAACUAUCGGUGCCAGACAGCAACAAGUCUAGCCAAGAAGGGACACAGGGACAGACCAGUGAGAAAGAAAGUGGUGGCAGCAUGACUGAGCUUGACAAGGAGGCAGAGGAAGAUGGUGAUGAAGGCUUUUGUGAAAGACUCUGUGUGGAAAUCCGGGUGAAGCUCAGAGGCAUAGUGGACAGCAAAUAUUUUAACCGUGGGAUUAUGAUAGCUAUUCUGGUGAAUACCAUCAGUAUGGGCAUCGAGCACCACCAGCAGCCAGAGGAGCUCACCAACAUCCUGGAGAUCAGCAACAUUGUCUUCACCAGCAUGUUUGCCCUGGAGAUGAUGCUGAAACUUUCUGCCUUCGGUCUUUUUGACUACUUGCGGAAUCCAUAUAACAUCUUUGAUGGCAUCAUAGUCAUUAUCAGCGUCUGGGAGAUCAUAGGGCAGAAUGACGGCGGGCUGUCCGUUUUGAGAACUUUUCGCCUCCUGCGGGUGCUGAAACUUGUACGGUUUAUGCCGGCGCUGAGGAGGCAGCUGGUGGUCCUAAUGAAGACAAUGGACAACGUGGCUACCUUCUGCAUGCUGCUAAUGCUCUUCAUCUUCAUCUUCAGUAUUCUUGGGAUGCAUAUUUUUGGAUGUAAAUUUAGUCUUAGAACAGACUCCGGAGACACUGUUCCUGACCGCAAAAACUUUGACUCUUUGCUUUGGGCCAUUGUUACAGUCUUCCAGAUCUUGACACAAGAAGACUGGAAUGUGGUGCUGUAUAAUGGGAUGGCCAGUACAUCUCCCUGGGCUGCUCUAUACUUCGUGGCCUUGAUGACAUUCGGGAAUUACGUACUUUUCAAUCUACUGGUUGCCAUUUUAGUUGAAGGGUUCCAAGCAGAGGGGGAUGCCAAUAGGUCGUAUUCUGAUGAAGAAAGGAGCUCAUCAAACAUGGAAGACUGUGACAAAUAUCGUGAAACUCAGGCUGGGUCAGAUCCAAAACUUUGCACUGUUCCAAUGACUCCGAAUGGACACCUUGAAAACAACCCUAUAACAAGCCAGCAGAUCACUGGAGGAGUUAUGAACACUUCCAGGAAUUCUCUACAGAGGGAACAAAUGCUUUUAGCCAUGGACUGCAGGAAAAGCAGCGUGAUGUCACUAGGCCGAACAACCUACGACCAGAGAUCUCAGACAGGAACUCGCCCACCUCACUGGAACAGAACUGGUGGAUGGGGAAGCCGUAGGUCCAGCUGGAACAGCUUAGGCCGUCGCCCCAGCAUUAAACCAAGACCAUGUACAGCUGAGCAUGAAUCUUUACUCUCUCGUGGUGAGGACCAUCAAGAAAGGAUACAUUCCAGAAGAGCAUCCAGCCUAAAAAACCGGAGGGCUAUGUCUCUAGACAACAAGGGCUCCCCAGAUAUCCCAGAUCACCCUGGACUACAAACAAACCACAAGGCACCCUGUAAAGUAACCUGUUUAUCUGGAGAAUAUCUUGAAGCCUCUGGAAAAGCUUCUCAGAUCAUGAAAGAUGUCUUUCCCAAGAUGAACAAUCGAAAAGAUAAGGAAGAGGAAGAAGAGGAGAUCGAUUAUAGCUUAUGUUUCCGGAUCAGAAAAAUGAUCGAGGUGUAUCGUCCGGAUUGGUGUGAAUUACGAGAGGACUGGUCCAUAUUCCUUUUCUCACCUCAGAACAGGUUUCGCAUCAUGUGUCAGACAAUAAUUGCACACAAGCUUUUCGACUAUGUGGUCCUCGCAUUUAUUUUCCUCAACUGCAUCACCAUUGCUCUGGAGAGGCCUCAGAUUGAGCACAAGAGUACGCAGAAAAUACACAGCGAAUCCACCAUGUCCGGCCAUAUCCCUAUAGAGAGGCUGUUUCUCAGUAUAUCAAACUACAUAUUUACCGCUAUCUUUGUGGCAGAGAUGACAUUGAAGGUGGUUUCUCUGGGACUUUAUUUUGGAGACCAGGCAUAUCUCCGCAGUAGCUGGAAUAUUCUAGACGGGUUCCUUGUCUUCGUGUCAUUAAUCGAUAUUGUGGUUUCUGUGGCGUCUGCUGGUGGAGCAAAGAUUCUUGGAGUUUUGAGAGUUCUACGUCUCCUACGAACAUUACGACCUCUAAGGGUUAUCAGCCGAGCUCCGGGACUCAAACUGGUUGUAGAAACCUUAAUAUCUUCUCUAAAACCAAUCGGAAAUAUUGUCUUGAUCUGUUGUGCCUUCUUCAUCAUCUUUGGGAUCCUCGGGGUUCAGCUUUUUAAGGGUAAAUUUUUCUACUGCCUUGGUGUAGACGUUCGAAACGUCACCAACAGGUCGGAUUGUGAAGCUGCCAAUUAUAAAUGGGUUCAUCACAAGUACAACUUUGAUAACCUGGGACAGGCCUUAAUGUCACUGUUUGUUCUGGCAUCAAAAGACGGAUGGGUUAACAUCAUGUAUAACGGACUAGAUGCAGUUGCUGUGGAUCAACAGCCUGUUACCAACCACAACCCCUGGAUGUUGCUUUAUUUCAUCUCCUUUCUUCUCAUCGUCAGUUUCUUUGUAUUAAACAUGUUUGUGGGUGUCGUAGUAGAAAAUUUCCACAAGUGCCGACAGCAUCAAGAAGCAGAAGAGGCUCGAAGGCGAGAAGAGAAACGUUUAAGACGCCUGGAAAAAAAACGAAGGAAAGCCCAACGUUUGCCAUAUUAUGCCACCUACUGCCCUGCACGCCUCUUAAUUCACACAGUCUGUACAAGCCAUUACUUGGAUAUUUUCAUUACAAUAAUCAUUUGCCUUAAUGUUGUCACAAUGUCACUGGAGCACUACAGUCAACCAAAGUCUCUAGAAAUUGCCCUGAAGUACUGCAACUACAUGUUUACUACAGUAUUUGUACUUGAAGCUGUGCUGAAGUUGGUGGCCUUUGGAUUUAGAAGAUUUUUCAAGGACAGGUGGAACCAGUUGGAUCUGGCCAUCGUGCUCCUGUCUGUAAUGGGAAUCACUUUAGAAGAGAUUGAAAUUAAUGCUGCUUUGCCUAUUAAUCCCACCAUUAUCCGUAUCAUGAGAGUACUACGCAUUACUAGAGUGUUAAAGCUGCUGAAAAUGGCAACAGGGAUGAGAGCGCUGCUAGACACUGUCGUCCAAGCUCUGCCACAGGUGGGAAACUUGGGUCUGCUCUUCAUGCUUCUCUUCUUUAUCUAUGCAGCUCUGGGAGUGGAGCUGUUUGGAAAACUUGUAUGCAACGACGAUCACCCGUGUGAAGGAAUGAGCCGACAUGCUACUUUUGAAAACUUUGGAAUGGCUUUUUUGACUCUUUUCCAAGUUUCUACAGGAGAUAACUGGAAUGGAAUAAUGAAGGAUACACUACGUGACUGCACCAAUGAUGACCGCAGCUGCUUGAGCAACCUCCAAUUCAUCUCUCCUCUGUACUUUGUAAGCUUUGUGCUCACAGCUCAGUUUGUUCUAAUAAAUGUGGUGGUUGCGGUAUUAAUGAAGCACCUGGAUGACAGCAAUAAAGAAGCGCAGGAGGAUGCGGAGCUGGAUGCUGAAAUUGAAAUGGAAUUGGCUCAUGGCCUUUGUUCUCAGACAUCACCUGUUUCUGCUCUUGAUAAUGGAGGACGGGGAGGAAGACCAGCUACAGAGGGACAUCGUAACUUGAGGUGCUUCUCUCCAGCUCAGGAGAACUUGUGGCUGGACAGUGUUUCUUUAAUAAUCAAGGAUUCAUUUGAAGGAGAAUUAAUGAUCAUUGAUAACCUCUCCGGGUCCGUAUUUCAUCACUACUCCUCCCCAGCAGUGUGCGAAAAGUGUAACCAUGAUAAGCAAGAGGUCCAGCUGGCAGAAAUGGAGGCCUUUUCUUUAACCUCUGACAAGUCCUCUUCAGUAUUGACUGAUGAUCUCAGUUCAGAAGAACAAGGUGUCACAAGUCAGUUAAAGGAAAUGAAGGAAGGCCAAGACAGCCCAGAUUCUUUAGGGAUUGGAGUAUUUGGGGAAAACCUGUUCCCCCUUGCUAGUAUUCCCGGUUCCCCUAUACCUGAUCACUACUUGUGUGAGAUUGACAAAGUCUCUCUGACCACAGCCGAGUCGUGGGAGAGCUGGCUGAAAGAAGAAAGCAACCCAGUUACUUCUCAGCCAUGUCCGACAGACUCAUUGAUUCCCCUUUUGCCAGCCCCUGCUAAGUUCUUCCAUCCAUCUAUACCUACCGCAGAUACUGACACAGAGGAUCAAGCACUCAAGAAAAGUCUCCCUAAACUUUCUCCUCCAGAGUCUUGGGCAACGCUACAUUCACCUGAUGUCAACUGCUCACUUCUUAGGCAGACAACAGAAAGCAAUUCAUCCAUGGAAAGUGGAAGCCCAACCUCUGAAGACAGCCUACAGACAACUCUUGAGGAUAGUUUAAAUCUAAGUGACUCUCCCCAAUGCACCUUGGACCUUCCUGACCUCCGUGUAGUUCCUACAUCACAUCGUACCACCCUUCCCAUCUCUUCAAUUUCCUUGGUACAGAGGAGAAGCAACCGUCCUAACUUUGCACUUCAAAAAGUUCGCAGGCAUCAGCGGAGCCAUAGCAGUGGCGGUAGCACGAGUCCUGGAUGUACUCUUCAUGACUCUAUGGACCCUUCAGAUGAAGAGGGGGCUGGAGGAAGCCUAAGAGGAACAAGUGAGCCCUCAGAGACUUUUAGUAGUUUAUCCCUCACAUCCCUCUUUUCACCACCUCCCUCCUUAACACCACCUGGUGGUGUAAUGAAAAAAUGCAGCAGCGUAAAUAGUCUGUCUGUUGCUUCCUCUAGGGUAAGAGGAGCAAAGCAAUUUUACGCAGUCGAUCCACAGGGCUUCCUUUCCAUGCCAUCAUGGGUGAUGGAUUUUUACCAAACUUCUGCUCCCUCAGAAAACAAAGAGAGCUGUAGCAGUACCACAAAAUUACCGGCUGCGGAAAGAGGGAUCCCUACCAGUAGUGUCUCAGGAAAUGUGGAUUUUGGCAAUAAUAGUCGAAGAAACAGAUGAGAUUUUUUUUUAUGUUUGUGUGUUUCGUUUUUUGGGUGGGUGGCAGGUCAGUUUCCUGAAGGAUGAUUUCCUCUGUUAUGGGGGGGAAUAGCCUUACGGCUCCCAAACAGACCAGCAGGAAACACUACAUUACCUCACUGUGUGAGCCAGCCAAGCAAUGCAACUGGAGAGAUGAGAGGUAACGUUGGCUGAGCUCUCAGGCUCUGAAGUGGAAGAACCGCUGUACUGUAACCGGCCUCUCGGGCUAUCACAUAUAGUAUAUAAUACAUAUAUAUAUUAUUUUAUUUAUUUAUAUAUAUAUAUAUAUUUUAUUUUUACUCUUGCUUGGGACUUCUUGAAAGUUUGUAUUAUAAAAGGUAUCUUUAUGUGGCAAUACAAACCUUUGGUGGAGGAGAGGUAAUGACCCUGUUUAUGGUUAACAUUGAUGUUCUUUUUUGUGACUCCCUUGCAUACAAUCAGAUUGUAUUGCUUUGGGGUGGGAAUACGUUUAGGGACAUCCCAUCUGUUGAUCAGUCUCUUAAGCAACGUAAUAGAAUUAUUGACAAUCUCUUGCAAAUUCAUAUCCAUAACAUAAAUCAUGGUGUUUUUUACUGUGCCCUGAAGAAAUGAUGAUAAAGAAGGAAAUAUAGCUGCUAAGUACUAAUGUGCUAUAUAGCACAACAUUACAGCAUAAACGUUUUAUUCUAAUUAGAAUGCAAAUUCCGGAACCCAAUGGGAGCGAGGAGUAAGUCUUCUACAAAAUGCUAUAAAAUGCAAUGAUACAUUUUUACCUUUGGUGUUAUGUAGUAUGCCGGUUUUGCUCACAUUUGUACAAUCAGAUAUGUAAAUGUUAUUGUUUAGUGUCUGAAGGUAGUAGAUGAAGGCAGCAAUUACACCUCUGAUCAGUGGUGCUGGAUACAAUAGGGGGUUAUACUUCAUGAAGUUAUUUAAGAUAUAGUUAUCAAGUUACACCCAUUGUCUCCAGCAUUUGGUUUUUCAGUGCAAUCCCAAAAAUACUCCAAGGUACAUUGACUAUAUUUAGGUAACAUUGAUAUAGUAGACUAAGAAUUAUAGUCAAAAAAUUAAUUUAAUCUAUAUAAUUUUUUUGUUGUGACAGAUUUUAUACUACAAAGGUGCAGUUUAUACAAGUGAGCAUAUUUACAAACAAAAUGGAACAUAUUGUAUGAAGUUAUGACUAUGACAUACUAUAGCAUCCUCAUAUACAAAUGGUUACUUUAACAGGGUUUUCUGAAAAAUACAUUUAUGGAAUACAUGUGUGAACAACAGGAUAAGCAGAAUAAAGGGGCACGGCUCUUUGGCAUUCUCCAAUGGCUUUUGUCUGCACCCACAGCCUUGACUGAUAUAUCUUUCCCUGUUUAUAGAGAAAGACCUAUCAAUCCCUGGAGAAGCUACCAGGGAUCUUACCAAUGACUCGUUUUGGUCAGCAUGGAAGUGAUGACAGGUUCCAUUUAAAGUGUACCUGUCACUUCUAAAAACUUUUUAGACACAUGUCAACAUUUUUUAUUGCUCAGGGUCUUGUUCUGAGACCCCCACCAAUCGGGAGAACGAGCAGGGAGGAACACGUGGUAGCUCUCAGCAACCUUUAGUGGCAGCGAGACAGAAAUCACUGAGAGUAGGGAAGUAAACUUGUUCUUCUGAUCAGUGGGGAUCUCAGCUCUGAGACCCUAAUCAAUCAAAACUUUUGACUUUAUGACAGGCCCGCUUUAAACCCUAUUUACUGAAAUGGGGCCUAGCCAAAGUAGCAACAGCUACACAUAUAUGUAAUAAUAAUUUUUCAUUUUUAUAGUACCAGCAUAUUCCAAAGUUCUGUUACGUCACUCCCUGCCCACUUAUAAAUUCUCACAAUCUAAAUUCACUUAUUAGUAUGUAUUUGAAGUGCGGAAGAAAACCCAAACAAUGUGAGAACAUACAAAAUCCUUCUCAGAUUUUUCUUGGUGGGAUUUGAACCUAGGACCACAGCACUGAAAGGCAAUAGUGCAAACCACCAUUCUGCCUGUAAACCCAACAAAGAAACCACAGCACUCACUGGAGCAUGUCUCAUUCUCAUGGCUGAUCAUUGGAAGAUCCCGGGUUUUGGAUGUAUUUUCUAAUGAUAGACCAUCAAUAGAUUUUUCUGGGAAAACCACAUUUACAAUAAAAAUAUUAUAUAUCUAUAGCAUUCUGCAAGGCUAUGUCACAAUUUUAUGAUCAUGGGCGGUCCCAGAGAUUCUGAGACUGAAGGGGCCAUAUGAUUGAUAUAGUACUGCAUCCUCUAUUAAGUUUUCCAUGCAUGACAGUGAUCCUGCCCCUGUUUAGGGGAGUAAAGGUGGCUGUAUUAACUAAAAUGGUAUCCUCAGCAGAUAGAUAAAGGGCAUCAGGACCAAGAAGGUCCAAGAACAAAGACCCUCACAGAUCAUAAAGUUAUAGCAUAUCUUGGCAAUGUGCUGUGACAUACUUACGCAUUAUAGGAAUACCCCCUUUAAAGAGGUUUUAGACAAAAAUGUUAUAUAGUUAUUGUGCAUAUUCCAUCUAAGGCAUGGAGUUACUUCACAAAAGUAACAGGCGGGCACAAGGUUGGGUGCAGAAAUGUUGUGCUGAAAAUAACCAGACGCAGAUUUUACUAACAUGAGCACAAACUUACAAAUAUUGAUAGCGCCUUACUUAGAUAGACACUAAGAGGGAUAUUUAUCAAAACCUGUGCAAAGGAAAAGUUGUCCAGUUACCCAUAGCAACCAAUUUGAUUGCUUCUUUCAUUUUGAAGAGGCCUUGUUAAAGGAAAACUAUCAGCCCGUUCACCCACACUAAACCUUAUAAACUGGCUUAUAGUGUGGGUGAACAGGAGUCCAACAAGGGGUCACAAACUAAAUAUGUCCAGAUAUGUCCCCCAGAUGAUCCACUGCUGAAUUCAGUGGAUCACCCAGUGGGGGAUGGGGCUUCACAGGGAGUGGGGCUUCAAAGGCUUAAUUUACAUAUUCAUUGUUUGUGACUCCACAUCCUAUUGAAGUGGAGUCACUAAGCUCCGCCUACUGUAAAGCCCCACCCCACUGCACGAGUCACUGAAUUCAGCAGAGGAUCUUCUGGGGGACAUAUCUCAGGACCUACUGGACAUAUUUAAAGGAGUACUCCGGUGC
Molecule: messenger RNA, 10449 nt
Organism: Hyla sarda
Lineage: Eukaryota; Metazoa; Chordata; Amphibia; Anura; Hylidae
Gene: CACNA1I
Product: calcium voltage-gated channel subunit alpha1 I
Exons: 38
Coding region: 794-7339 (2181 amino acids)
Biological process (GO): positive regulation of calcium ion-dependent exocytosis; sodium ion transmembrane transport; neuronal action potential
Cellular component (GO): voltage-gated calcium channel complex; voltage-gated sodium channel complex; neuron projection
Molecular function (GO): low voltage-gated calcium channel activity; voltage-gated sodium channel activity
Source: RefSeq, a predicted model, not a curated record